AUGUACAACUAAUGCAUCAUUUUCUACAUUUACUCACUGCUUGGGUUGAUUUGUGGGCACUUUAAACCAUGUGGAACAUAAUGCGCAUGGCUAAAUAUAUUGAAUUAUGCUUUUUGAUUGCUGCAAAACGUGCAUUUAUUGACAAAGUUCUAACCAUAUAGAAAUAAACAUUUUUGUUUUAUUGAGUAAGGAAAGUUAAAUGGGAGCGAGUGAUUCCAGUCUUGGCAAAAGACAUGCCUCCCAUCAGGAGAGCGGAUUGGGGGUGGGGGACGACUUUCAUUCCCCAACAUGGACCAUGAACACCAGGACUGGCAGUCGCCGUCCUCCCUUCUUUCAGAUGUUCCCGCAAACAAGCAUGAACUAUGGCUCUUCUGAGAAAAACGCGCUACUCAGAGCCUCCAUCCGCCGCAGACCUUCAGUCUUCCAAAGGUCACUGGAAGAAUGUUGGUGUAGCUAGACAGCCAGAGGUGGAUGAAGUCAUCCCCGUUGUCAUCUGUGCGUCGGAGGAGCGCCUGGGCGCUACCAUGGCGACCAUCAACAGCGUUCGCAGCAACACGGACCAGCCCGUGUUCUUUUAUAUUGUCACCCUGCGGGAUGCCGUCACAGAGACCAGACGUUACAUAGAGGAAACGCAGUUGAAAGGCAUCAAAUAUAAGAUUUUGGAAUUUAAUCCCAUGGUUCUAAGAGGGAAAGUGAAACCAGACUCAUCCAGACCAGAUCUGCUACAUCCACUUAAUUUUGUGCGCUUUUACCUACCGCUGCUUGGGAUUAACCAUAAAAGGGUGAUAUACUUAGAUGAUGAUGUCAUCGUGCAGGGUGACAUCAGGGAUCUGUUCAGGGUCAAAAUGAAGCCCGGACAUGCCGCUGCUUUCGCCACUGACUGCGACCUGCCCUCCACUCAUGAGAUGGUGCGCAGCAUCGGCAUGCAGACAACCUAUAUGGGCUUCCUGGACUACAGAAAACAGGAAGUGAAAGACCUCGGCAUCAACCCGAAUGACUGCUCUUUCAACCCUGGCGUGUUUGUGGCCGAUUUAAGUGAGUGGAAAAAACAGAAGAUCACCAAGCACCUCGAGAAAUGGAUGGAGGACAAUUUUAGGCUAAACAUCUACAGCAGCGCCAUGGCCGGAGGUGUGGCCACUCCGCCCAUGUUGAUAGUUUUCCAUAACAAGUACACAAAGCUGGACCCACUGUGGAACGUCAGACAUCUUGGUUGGAGUCCAGAUGCUCGCUAUUCAGAGAGCUUCCUGCAGGAGGCGCACCUGCUGCACUGGAAUGGCCCAUUCAAACCGUGGAGGUACCCUGCUGUUCACAUGGCUAGUUGGGAGAAAUGGUUCAUCCCCGAUCCUUGCGGGGAGUUUUCUUUGAUAAGACCAGAGAGCGAUGAAUGAUAAAGCUUGUGGAACCAGCGGCCCGCUUGUAACAGUGACUAUAUGAACAUAAAUGUAGAAUCACAUUGGAACCAAUUCGGUACCAAUUCCACAUACCUGGGGAUCGAUACCAGUACUCAAUGGUACCAAGGUGUUAAUAAAUGUAAAUUGUUUGAUAUUAAAAUUUUUUUAACUGACAAUGAUAAAUCUAUAAUGGAUUUUCAUUUAGGCAAUUUCAAGCAUGCCUUCAUUUCAGGUUUUCCUUGCCAGGAAGUAGUCUUUGCCAAUAAGUUGUCUUUUGUUGAGCCCUACAAAGUGCUUAUACUGUGAGUAUUGUAUUAAUUACACAUGUGCAUCUUAAUAUAAAAUUGCUAAUGCUAAUCAGUAGCAUUUAAUGUAUAUGACAUAUCCAAUGAAUUAAUUAAGGGCGUGACCUCUGAGGGCUUUUUUAUUAGGCAACAAAAGUAUGGAACUAAGGCACUCUUACAUUCUAAGUAAAUCGGUACUCGGUGCUACUAAUGGAAUUUGGUUGGUAACUAUAAAAAUACAGAACUCUACUAAUCCCUCCUCAUAAUAUUAUUACACAAUUGCCUAUGUAUUUGAUUAUUUGUAUUUUUUUUUUUAUUCUUGUAUACAAUUUGAUAGAUAACUUGCUUUCAAAUUCUAAGUCAAGCAGAUAUUUUAUUAUUUAUUUUCAUUCUAACAAAAAAAGACCUAGUGUAUCUGUUUACAUACAUUUAAUUUGUUGUAUUACAUUUAUUUUGUGUUGCAUCUCACAGAUAAAUGAUUCUGUAUCCAAUGUAAAUUAUAAUUGUCUUGGCUUAAUUCUUUAUGUUCAGUUUUGCAGUGUUUCAAAUUAAAAGCUGUGUGUCACAGUCAA
Messenger RNA from Nerophis ophidion (straightnose pipefish), 2247 nucleotides. It is a transcript of the gene glt8d2, whose product is annotated as glycosyltransferase 8 domain containing 2. NCBI's taxonomy places the organism in Eukaryota, Metazoa, Chordata, Actinopteri, Syngnathiformes, Syngnathidae. Bases 363 to 1388 code for a protein of 341 amino acids. Gene Ontology annotation, molecular function: glycosyltransferase activity. The transcript is spliced from 10 exons. The record is from RefSeq and is a predicted model, not a curated record. Gene Ontology annotation, cellular component: Golgi apparatus.